Molecule: messenger RNA, 1071 nt
Organism: Argiope bruennichi
Lineage: Eukaryota; Metazoa; Arthropoda; Arachnida; Araneae; Araneidae
Product: short coiled-coil protein B-like
Exons: 6
Coding region: 142-576 (144 amino acids)
Cellular component (GO): trans-Golgi network
Source: RefSeq, a predicted model, not a curated record
UUAUUUUCUCGCCAUAACUGGGUGUGAAGGUAUACAAUGAACAACUAAUCUCGUCUGAUAUAUUCCUUAAUUCUGGUUUCCUUAUUAAAAUAACAAUAAUUAUUAUACCCUAAGAAAGACAAGCUUUCUUACUGUUUGGCUAUGGCUGAGAAUAUGAUAAGACUUCAAGAGGAGCUCAACAAUAUACCAUUAGCAGACGAAGAUGCUCAAGAUGACAGUGAUGUUGAAACUGAAGGUACUGAAGAUCAACAUGAUCUUGGACACCAAAGCUAUGAAUCCAUUCCAUCUGCCUUUACGAACGGUUCAAACAGUCCUGCUCCACCUUUACUGGAUCCUGAUUUAAGUUCUGAUGAAAUGGAAGAAAAAACAAGACUUAUUUCUCAGGUUUUGGAAUUGCAAAAUACUCUGGAAGAUCUUUCACAAAGAGUAGACAGUGUGAAGGAAGAAAAUUUGAAGUUAAAAUCAGAAAAUCAAGUUUUGGGGCAGUAUAUAGAAAACCUUAUGUCAGCUUCAAGUGUUUUCCAAUGCACUUCUCCUAAAUCUAAAAAGAAGGGUUCUUUCAAAGGAAAAAAGUGAACCUGCUAUUUUUCAGCUUUCUGUCCUUUGAUGAGAAUCACUAGUCUACCUUCAGCACAAGUCAGAUAUAUUUAAUGCUUCCUUGCUUUUGUAACAACUUCUUGAUAAAUCGUACAUACAGACAUUUGUUUAAAUUCCUCAAGAACAAUUAGCUAUUGAAUUAGAACAUGGACUUGAAAAAUAUGAACACUCCAUAUCAAGACAAAAAUAUUCAAUUUUAUUCUCCUUGUCAUUAAAGACUCAUUUUAAAUCAUUUUAGCUUCUUGUAUUCGAAACAGAAAAUUGACGGUUCUAAUAUCUUCUUAACUUUAUCAUUCCUAAUAUGUUCUUGUAAUUAAAUAUUUUUAUUUUUCAAGUCCAAAUAAUAUACAAAGCUUCAAGUAACUUAUUUAUUUUAUCAUAUGUGUAUUAUUUGUAAAUAAGUGCUUUUAUAAAUAUAUUAUGUUCUUGUCCUUUUUAUUGCAUUUUUGUUUUGUUAAUAAAACAUUCUGUUUA